Quercus robur (English oak) is the source of this 2885-nucleotide messenger RNA. Its product is annotated as G-type lectin S-receptor-like serine/threonine-protein kinase SD2-5. Lineage: Eukaryota; Viridiplantae; Streptophyta; Magnoliopsida; Fagales; Fagaceae. The coding region runs from base 260 to 2695 and encodes 811 amino acids. Gene Ontology annotation, biological process: protein phosphorylation. The transcript has 2 exons. The record is from RefSeq and is a predicted model, not a curated record. Gene Ontology annotation, molecular function: ATP binding; protein serine/threonine kinase activity.
AAGUUUCAGUGUAAUGAAAGGGCAACUUGGAACCACAUUUUUCAUUACCUCACCUGCCCACUCCAAGGCUUCCAAAGCAAAGUUCCAACUUCUCUCUCUGUCUCUCUGUGUAGAUCAUCAAGUAAGAAAAAAAAGCCAAGACCCCAUCUCUGUGAAUCCAUUUGUCUCUGUAACAACAUCAAGAAAUGAGGUAUGAAACUUUGAACAGAUAUUUGGGGCCUACUUAGCCAAAAUUGGGAUUGGUGCAGUUUCAGAAUUGAUGGGUUUGUUCCAAUUCAGAACUUUGUGUCUUUGUCUCCUCCUUGUCUUUGAGAUAUGCAGCGCCAGCAAUGAAUAUGUUGGCAAGAUAUAUCCUGGAUUUCAAACAUCGCAUGGUGAAUGGGCUGAUAAUGAUGGGCUAUUCUUGCUUUCCAACAACUCGGCAUUCGCUUUAUCCUUUUACACUGCCCUGGAUGUCAAAUUGUUUCUGCUAGUAGUCAUUCACCUGGGUAGUUCCAAAGUGAUUUGGACUGCUAACAGAGGCUUGCUGAUCGACAAUUCUGAUAAAUUUGUCUUUGACAACCAGGGGAAUGUGUUUUUGGAAAGAGGGGAUGGUGUAGUUUGGUCUACAAACACAACAGGGAAAAGUGCUAAAUUCAUGGAGUUGCAGGACUCAGGAAACUUGGUCUUGUUUGCUGAGAAUAAACGUGUUCUUUGGCAGAGUUUUAGCCAUCCCACUGAUACCCUUUUACCUGGCCAGGUGUUCCAGGAAGGAAUGAAACUUAAAAGCUUUCCAAACCACAAAAAUUUGUCUCAUUAUCUUGCAUUCAAUUCAGGUGAUGUGGUCUUGUACGCAGGUUAUGCAACUCCACAAAUUUAUUGGUCCAUUUCAAAUGAUAGCAGGAAAACCAAUAACAGUGUCAGUGGCAGUGUUAAUUCUCUCUCUCUUAUUUCCAAUACAUGGAAUUUCUAUGAUCGAGAUGGAUCUUUACUUUGGCAAUUGGUUUUCUCUGACUAUAAUGGUACCGAUGCCUUGUGGGCUGCUGUUUUAGGCUCUGAUGGGUUAAUAUCAUUUUAUAAUCUUCAAAAGGGAAAGGGUGUCACUUCUGAGGCAACUAAGAUACCACAAGAGUCCUGCAGUAUUCCUGAGCCUUGUGAUCCAUAUUUUGUGUGCUAUUUUGACAACUGGUGCCAAUGCCCUACAUCUCUUAUCUCUGAAAAUAAUUGCAAACCUCAGACUGUCUCAACCUGUAAUAGCUCCCAAAGUUCAGUAGAGCUUUUAUAUGUUGGUGAGAGGCUUACUUAUUUUGCACUUGGAUUUGUUCAACCCCUUCUGAAGUCUAAUCUAAAUGCAUGCCAAGAAGCUUGCCUUGCAAGUUGCUCCUGCCUUGUGCUGUUCUAUGAAAAAAGUUCUAGGAAAUGCUUUCUAUUUGAUGAGAUAGGGAGCCUGCAACGUGCUAGUGAAGGUUCUCCUGGUUAUUUUUCAUACAUGAAGGUCCCAGUUAGUGGUGAUGGUAGACCAAGUAAUGCCAGAAGAAUGGAAAACAAGCAUAUUUUAUCAAUUGUAUUCAUAGCUAUUGCAACCGUAGUGGUUGUUCUUGGCCUACUUUAUGUGGGAUUCUGGUAUUACCACAGAAGGAAGGGAUUGCUGGAAUAUUCUGAAGAAAUAUCAGAAGAAGAUAAUUUCUUGAAUAGUCUUUCUGGGAUGCCUGCUCGUUUCAGUUAUAGUGAUCUCUGUCAAGCAACUAGAAAUUUCACUUCAAAGGUUGGUCAGGGAGGGUUUGGAUCAGUCUACCUAGGUGUUCUACCAGAUGAUACCCGCUUGGCUGUGAAAAAAUUGGAAGGCAUUGGGCAGGGGAAAAAGGAAUUUAGAGCUGAAGUUACGAUUAUUGGCAGUAUCCAUCAUGUCCAUCUAGUCAAGCUCAAAGGCUUCUGUGCUGAGGGUUCUCACCGGCUUCUUGUCUAUGAGUUCAUGGGUAAACAGUCUUUGGAUAAAUGGAUCUUUAAGAACAAAAAAGGGGGUCACUUGUUAGAUUGGGAUACAAGAUUCAACAUCGCAGUGGGUACUGCAAAGGGAUUAGCUUAUCUUCAUGAGGAGUGUGAAGUUAAAAUUAUUCACUGCGAUAUAAAACCUGAAAAUGUUCUUCUUGAUGAUAAUUAUGUAGCUAAAGUAUCAGAUUUUGGUUUGGCCAAGCUAAUGAAUCGAGAACAAAGCCUUGUGUAUACGACAUUAAGGGGUACAAGAGGUUACCUUGCACCUGAAUGGAUCACCAACUAUGCCAUAUCAGAGAAGAGUGAUGUAUACAGCUAUGGCAUGGUCUUGCUUGAGAUCAUUGGAGGAAGGAAGAAUUAUGAUCCAGAAGAGAAUUUGGAGAAAGCCUAUUUUCCUGUUUAUGCCUCAAAAUUGUUAGAAGCAGGAAAACUGACAGAAAUCUUUGAUUCUACGCUAGAGAUUGAUGAGAACGACGAAAGGGUUUCCACUGCAAUCAAAGUAGCAUUGUGGUGUAUACAGGACGAAAUGCAUUUAAGGCCGUCGAUGACCAAAGUAGUUCAAAUGCUUGAAGGUCUUUCCGCCGUACCUUCACCACCAACCUUCUCUCAGCUUAGUUCUCACUCAAGUUUCUACAAAUGGAGCACUGAAGAGGCAUCUUCUUCAGGACUGCUUGAUUUUAGUGAUGUACUCAUGUCAGACGUUCGGCUAUCAGGCCCAAGAUAGGAAGCAAUUUUUACUUUACUUUCUUUCUAAAUGUGGAAAGUUCUAUCUUAGGCUUUCAUCUUGUUGCUAUUAUAUGUUACAACAUUUUGUAUACUGAAUAGAUAUCAAAAUGAAUGGCCAAUGCCAUUCAAAGCAUUUGUUUCCUUAGGAAAUGGAUAUCCAUUAAUAACAGUGAAUAGCCAUUCCCAUA